CGAUGACUGCCAAGAAAACAAAAAUAUCGACGGUGGUUGCGUUGUGGAAACAUCGAUACUCGCAAACAGGCAUCGAUACAUGUUCCAGCUCGGUAACCUAGCGUUGUUGUUUGUAAUUUAGCUGUGAAAAGUAAUUAAGCCGCACACAGAACUCCACCAAACAGAGAGAUCCAGACCAGUCCAGUCCACAAACAACCCAAGUAGCGAGAAAAUGUCGGCCAAGCGAAAGGCAGGUGGCAAUGGAGCCGGACCCAACAAGCGGCGACCGAAGAAGAAGGAGUCGGACUACGAGGACGAGUUCAGCGACGAGUCCGACGACGACGCCGUGCAGCAGCAGGCAGCAGCCGCCAACCAGAUGGAGGUUCUCAUUCCCCACGACGACCUCGAUCCGCCUAGCAAGCUUCCCGAGGACUUGCUGGCCACGCUGGAGAAGACUCCAGGUCAGAUGCUGGUCGCCGGCAUGGUGACCUGGGACCUGACUGGCAAGCGGGACCGCAAGAACGUCGCGAAGGUGCGACCGAAUCUGUACAGCUUCCAUCGGUUCACAGAAGAGAAGUACCGAUAUGUGGCCAGCGGACCCAGUGCCGCACACACCAUUCUUAUCAACAUGGACCGCAAGGCGCUCGGCUUUGGGCGUAAUCCCAGCGGCCAGCUGGGCCUUAGCCAGGACAUCAAGUUGGCGGAGAAACCCACCAUUAUUCCGGCCCUCGAACAGCUGAACAUAGUGCAAGCUGCUGUCGGCCGGCACCACACUCUGUUUCUCACUGACACGGGAACCGUAUACGCCUGCGGCGAAAACAAGUCCGGCCAGUGCGGUGUGGGAAAUACCCAUGCUAACAUUUACUCGCCCACGCCAAUUAACUACCGAGGUCCGCCGAUCAUUCGCAUCGGGUGCGGAGCUGAGUUCUCUGUCAUUCUGGACAUUAAAGGUAGCCUGCACACAUUCGGGCUGCCUGAGUACGGCCAGUUGGGACACAAUACUGACGCCAAGUACUUUGUCAACGCCAACAAAUUGUCAUUCCAUUUCGAGACGUCGCCCAAAAAGGUCGUUUUGUACAUAGAGAAGAGCAAGGAGGGGCAUGUAACGCCAGUCGAUGGCGUGCAGAUAGUUGACUUUGCUUGCGGCAAUAACCACACGGUGGCCAUCGACUCCAAGAAGCGCGUUUACAGCUGGGGCUUUGGCGGUUUCGGGCGUCUCGGACACGCAGAGCCCAAGGACGAAAUGGUGCCGCGUUUAAUGAAGUUUUUCGAUACCCAGGGUCGGGGUGGGCGCAGCGUCUUUUGCGGCUCCACUUUCAGUCUGAUCGUCAACGAGCUGGGCCUGCUGUUUUUGUUCGGACAGAAUAAGAAGACGGGCGAGGCCAAUAUGUACCCCAAGCCAGUGCAGGAUCUGUCCGGCUGGAACAUCACCGACAUUGGCUGUGCCAAUACAUCGAUUAUGAUUUCGGCCGACGACACACUGAUCGCUUGGGGCGCAUCGCCCACGUUCGGCGAGCUGGGCAUUGGGGAGUUCCAGAAGUCGUCGACGGUGCCCAAGGAGGUGCCAAAGUUGGACAACAUUAAAAUACCUCAGGUGACUAUGGGUUACUCGCACACGGUGUUGCUUGUGGACACCACCCACGAGGCCACCAAGCAAAAGUACGAGAAGAUGCCCGAGUACACUAUCGAUGAUUAGGUGAUUAGAUGGUGUGCGGCUUUCCAAGUGCUGCUACAAACACGUUUACCGCUGCCAACAACAAUACUGCUCCAUGUAGGAAAUUCUGAGAACUGAUCAUCGAAACUCUGCUGCUACUUAUCGAAAGUGAAACUAAACACAAAAAUCCAGCAAAAUGUAUGCUAUAAGUUAAAAGAUUAUUAUUACGCUAAACUCGCUAUCUACAUACUAUACGAUAAUCUCAGAAAACGGAAAAAAGUUGAUUAUGUUUCCAAACUCUAAUUUAUUCUCGUAACUGAUACUAUUCCAUCCUGAUCCUGUUCCCCUUUUAUAAUUUAUUGCCGCCCACCUUUAGGCUUAAAAACGAUGCAUAAAACGUAUGAUUACCCAUUUGUAAUUUUUAAUUUGUAAUGUACACGUAACAAGUUACAGUAUUCUGCAUUCAUUUCGAACAGAGUGAGCAAAAGCAACCACAAAACUACAAAACACGUAAAUUAACGAACUAAGCGCAUAGGUUACAUAUAAAAAGUAUACCAUGGAAAAAUCCAAUACCAGUUGCAACUAUUAACUAGUACAUCAUGCAUUUUAAUCUUAUACAAAGGAAUAUUUAAAUAAAGAGAAUGUUAGUAUUUAGA
Molecule: messenger RNA, 2289 nt
Organism: Drosophila simulans
Lineage: Eukaryota; Metazoa; Arthropoda; Insecta; Diptera; Drosophilidae
Product: protein RCC2 homolog
Exons: 4
Coding region: 212-1675 (487 amino acids)
Source: RefSeq, a predicted model, not a curated record